UCAAGUUAAAAACAAACAACAAAUAUCGUUUAAAGAAAGUACUCGAGGGCAAAUGUUUCAUCUAGCGCUAUUGUUUAUAACUUCUUCCUUUUUAUUUGGCCAAAUAAAUGGUAUACAAAAUGUUCGACAUUAUAAAAACGACAAGCAAUGGCGCCCAAAUAGCCGUCAAGAUUUAUUCACACCGCAACGAUUUUACCUGUGGAAAUCAAUUCUGCCACAACAAAUAUACAUGAGUCAGAAAUCACCUUUCAUGCCUGCCCAAAUUCCUAUGAACUAUAAUCGUUACGGUUUUCCCCAUAUGGCUGCUCCAAUUCAUCAACCGGGUUAUAUGUUGGCAUUACCAACUACUAUGCAAAGACAUUAUCCGUAUACAGCCGUGAAAGAUUUAAGCGAAAAAAGAAAACACGGGGGAUAUCAUCAUAUCACCAUUAUAAAUGCUCUGAUACCAAAGCCACACUUUCCACCUCCUCCUCCUCCCACUCCACAAUCAUCGCAGCAUUUUUCAACUUUCCAAAAUUAUAGGAGUAACAGACAGAUAUUUUUCCCACACAUGAAUACAAAUGCACACACAGGGUCAAAUAUCACCAGAAUACCAAUAGUAGCGCAAGAACUACCCCAAAAUUAUCACAUCGAACACCAACAGCAUGAUAACUUGAGAAACCCUUUCGAAAGCACUCAGGGCAAAAAGGAAAGCGAGUAUCCUUGCGGUAGAAAAUCAAUGAAUGACGACUCCAUUCAAAUAAGUACCACUUAUUACUGUAACAUUUAUUCUAAUUAUCACCAAAAUAACAACACACCGCAAACAGAAGACCUUGAAGAACAUUUGCUGCCAUCCACGUCACCUGCGAGUGGUAAAUCUGAUAUGAAUCUUGCCAAAACAACGCAAAUGACUUUUUUGCCAACUCCGCUGCAUGAUGUCAGCAAGGCGAUUCAACCAACGGCGAUAAUAACUUCACACUACACAACUUUUUUGCCAUUGAAACAAAACGACAAUAGCAUUUUUAAAUUGAAGCCGACACAGAAUUCACCAGUACGAAGUGGGGCCCAACACAGCUUUUUCACUAUUGAAGAUGCCAUAACGAAAUUAACCCCUAUGAACCAGGUCUUCAAUAGUCCCUUGGAGGCCUAUAGACAUGCUAAGAAACAACAACUUUACUCUGCAAAGCCCCAACAAGGCAUUGGACUUAAAAAGAAUUACAACCAAUCAACUCCGAAAAGCUUUUUACAAAAUUUUUUUGACGACAAUAUUUUUGAAUCUUUGGAGGCCACGGAAGACGACUUUUCUCAUAGCGAAAGCCAAGAAAAAGAAAUAUUUGAACCAUACAAAAACCAACAGAAUCAGCAAAACAAAAUUAUCCAUGGGAGAACCUACUGGCCCAAUGCAACAAACUCAAUUUUGGAAAAUUCGCAAAGAAUCGCAUCAACAGAGAGUGUACCAUUUAAUUAUUUUACCUCAACUCCAAAGAAUUUAAGCAACAAAAGAGCUUUAAGAACAACCACAUAUCCAAAUUCGAUUGAAAUUUUCGAGGAGCCGGUAACACAUUCAACUAUUUCAACAACAAGGGAUUACCCAAACAAAGUUGUUGAGAACGUGUUCGAAACCACGACCACCAGAGCCAAACAUACUGUACAUACCUCCCCGCCGACACCAUUAACUACUCCGAGCCAGCCCAAAUUUAACAAAGUAAAUUUGAAACGUCCUUAUUUCCAAGUUCUAGCAUCAGCACAAAAAUAUCCAAAGAGUCUACGAGGUCAAAUCAAACCAUUUAAGAAUAUCACUGCAACGUCAACAUCACUCCCAAUUUCAAACAGUUUACAGAAAUCCCCCAAAUACCGCCAGUACAAAUCGAAAAAAAAUAAACAUCUAAAAAAACUACAUCCGACAGCUACAUCCACUACACAAUCGACACCACUUGAAGAAACUACCGAAAAAAUGAAAGCGGUAGCAGCGAUUACAACCACAUCUGUCUUGCCCACAAGUUUAUCAACUAAAUCGACUCCCACAAAUCAUAAGCUGCAAAGGAAUGCUGCCAAUGCCAAACGUCGAAAUUCCAAACGAGUACAAAACGUUAGUUCAACUGAAAAAUCUAAUGAAGCUGUCACAAAUAAAACGCGUACACAGAAAACACGAAGACGGCAUAGUACUACUACCACUGCAACAAUUUCAUCGACGAUAUCAUCAUUGUCUACUCGAAGUUCUGCCACUGUCUCCAAAUCGUUAACGAGAAAACACCAUAAUUCUGAGUCGAAAUCAAGAACAAAGAAUAGCCAUUCGAUGACCAAUGAGGCACACGAUGAAAAACAGCAACAAGUAUCUCAACCCAAGGAUGGUGACGGCGUUCCACCUUUGCCCAUUGAAAUAUAUUUUAAAAAUAGUCAUUUAGCAAAGAUAUAAAUUUCUACACAAAUCCAUUGCAACCUUUCAUAUUUUUUUUAGAGUUGAGCAAUUAAAUAAAUUUCCUUUUUUUUACUUGUA
This is a messenger RNA of Stomoxys calcitrans (stable fly), 2476 nucleotides long. RefSeq lists its product as uncharacterized. The coding region runs from base 53 to 2395 and encodes 780 amino acids. NCBI's taxonomy places the organism in Eukaryota, Metazoa, Arthropoda, Insecta, Diptera, Muscidae. The transcript has 4 exons. The record is from RefSeq and is a predicted model, not a curated record.